AUGGCCCCUUCACCCGCCAAUGACCCCGACCGCGUCGCCAGGAUCAUGCUGUCGUGGCACUCGCUCGACCUCGUCUCGUGCAGCACCUUACAGACCCUGUGGGCAGGUUAUGGACAAAUUUGUGCCAUCACUGCCCGAGCUACCACCGAUACAGCGGCGAAGCAUCUCAGCAAGCUUUGCGGGGUGGAAUCUGGAGUCGUCGGGACCACUUAUCCCCUCAUCCUGAAGCUCAUCUCGCCCCCAAGGAGGAGCACUGGCAAUGAGGAUGAGGGCCAUCUGCGAAAGAUGCUGAGUUACGAAGUAGAGCAGCACUUUUACCGAGAUGUGGUCCCGCUGUUGGGCGACGGGAUUGCCGUUGCUAAAUGCCUUGCCUCGACACGAGGCAUGGACGGCAAGGAGGGCGAGGAGGAUCUUGCAGGUCUGAUGGCCACCAUCAUGGUCGACCUACGUCCAAAAUAUCCAGUCGCGGGUGAAAAGAGGAGUGUACUAAGCCGCACACAAGUGCAUGGGGCGCUAAACUGGCUGGCCGGUUUCCACGGCCGCUCAUGGGGCCUGCUGCCAAAAAGCCUUGACGAAUAUGUCUUGCCACCCCUUGAAGAAUCCAGUAGACGGCAUAGCACAGGCAAGGAUAAUGGGAGCGGACUAUGGCUCAACGGAGGUUACACGUACCUUGCGACACGACAGGAAGAGUACGCUUCUCUAGCUCAAGACACCGAUUCAGAGUGGUCAGAAACCAUGUGCAGGGCUUCGGAAGGCUCCUUACUGUCCAUUGCCGAGAUGGCUGCGUUGUUCUUGACUCCCUGCGGAAGGCGGAUUGAAUCGUAUAUUCAUGGCGAUGUCAAGUCGGAGAAUCUCUUCACGACAACUAAUGGAGACGAGGUGGCGUUCUUUGAUUUUCAGUACGUCGGGCUAGGCCUGGGAGUCUGUGACCUCGCCAAGCUGUUUACAUGCUCGGUCCCUCUGCAUAUGCUUGUUGGUAACAAUGAGCCUUUACCUGAGCAGUUGACGAUGCGUGACGCUGAGAAGCGACUGCUAGAGCGAUACCGCACGAGUCUUCUCCGGGAUAAAGAAGACCUGUACGAGUGGGAGGCAUUUAAACGACACUGGGAAACUGCCCUGGUUGACUGGUGUAGAUUCCAGGCAUCCUGGGGGUUUUGGGGAAACACGGAGUGGCUUGAAGCCCGUGUCAGAUCGAUAUUGAGCGACCAGGGCUGGAGAGACUGGCUGCAUCAGAAUAUCAGCAGUCGGGACAGCAGCCGGUAA
Penicillium cinerascens is the source of this 1263-nucleotide messenger RNA. RefSeq lists its product as uncharacterized. Lineage: Eukaryota; Fungi; Ascomycota; Eurotiomycetes; Eurotiales; Aspergillaceae. The transcript has a single exon. The record is from RefSeq and is a predicted model, not a curated record. Bases 1 to 1263 code for a protein of 420 amino acids.